AUGGCUAUGCGACCAGUGACGAACAUCACUGUUCUUGAGUGUUGGAAGCGGAUUCAUUUUGCACUUUGGAGAGUACAAAAGGGAGUUAUGAAUCUAAAUGGCAAUCUAUGGGAAGAUCGUUUUGACGAUGUGGUUGACCAACUACAACACGGUAUCGAUAUAAGUUACCUUAAUUUUACAAUAGUUAUUUACCUUAACAAAGAAAUUUGUCAAACAUUUUAUCUUAUUUUCCUUUUAGAGAUUUGCUGGGCCAUUACUUCCUCAGAGCUAGUGAGCGUCAUAAGAUCUAUAAUGGGUCUAGACACCGAAAGAGUUAACUACUCGGCCCAGUACUUGGUGGAUUUCACAAGACCCCAUUUACGACUUAGGGAGAGAGAGGGCCACUAUUGUUACACCUGUCACGUUGAGGAGGCCUUGAAAUAUGUGGAAACGCAUGGCAUUGAAACUCAAAAUAUACGCCCUUUGCAGUGCAAGGCAAAUGUACAAGAAAAAAGUUCUUCAGCUCGACUAGGAUACAUCGGUAAUGUGGUGAAAGUGCGUGGACUUGAAGCUGCUCUUGAAGUAGUAGAGCGCCAUCCCGUGGCUACUUCUAUUCCUAUCUUCGAACCGGAGUACAGUCUAAUUGGAGAGAAAAUAUACCGUGGCCCUACUUCUAGGUUGUCAAAGUAUAAAUCCAUGCAUGCAGGAAACAUUACCGGUGGAGGAGUCACCGAUGACGGUGAGAAGUUUAUCUGGUUUAGAUCAAGCCAUGGUAAAGAGCUGGGUCGAUUUGGAUACCUGAAAGUUUCAGUGGAGAUGAUGGGGUGUUGUCUUACCCGUAAUGAACAUGAUGAUUUUAUUGAACAUCCAUUUCCUCUCGUUUCUCAAUUUGUGUAUCCAGAGAUGUUGUCUCAAGCUGAAGAAGAUGGGAAGCGAAGAAGGAGGGAAGAAGAAUUCCGAGCAAAGAAAAGGCAGAAGAUCUAG
Molecule: messenger RNA, 963 nt
Organism: Thlaspi arvense
Lineage: Eukaryota; Viridiplantae; Streptophyta; Magnoliopsida; Brassicales; Brassicaceae
Source: the annotation of a GenBank genome assembly